GAUGGAGGACUCGGACUCGGCCGCGAAGCAGCUGGGCUUGGCCGAGGCGGCGGCGGUGGCUGCGGCGGCUGCAGUGGCUGCAGCGGCGGCAGCUGCCGCUGCUGCAGAAGGCUCGGAACAGCAGCAGCACCAACAGCGUGUAGAGGCGGCAGGCUCGGAGGUGGGGCCGGAAGAGGAGGUGACGGCGGUGACUGUCAUGGCGGCAGGUGCCGAACACAUCGAGAUGGGGACCGAGUCCCUGCCGAGCGCAGACGAGGCCGCCGCUGCCGCCUUCGCAGAAGUGACCACCGUAACGGUAGCCAAUGUGGGUGCCUCUGCAGACAACGUAUUCACCACUUCAGUGGCAAAUGCAGCAUCCAUUUCAGGACAUGUACUGUCUGGAAGAACAGCUCUUCAAAUUGGAGACAGUUUGAAUGCUGAGAAAGCUACUCUGAUUGUGGUUCACACAGAUGGCAGCAUUGUAGAGACUGCAGGCCUCAAGGGGCCAUCUGCUCCUCUCACACCAGGACCUCAGUCUCCUCCUACUCCUUUAACGCCUGGCCAAGAAAAAGGUGGAACAAAAUAUAACUGGGACCCCUCAGUGUAUGACAAUGAACUGCCUGUACGAUGCCGAAAUAUCAGUGGUAUCUUGUACAAAAACCGGCUUGGCUCAGGUGGUCGAGGACGGUGCAUUAAACAAGGGGAGAGCUGGUACAGUCCCACUGAAUUUGAAGCCAUGGCAGGAAGAGCCAGCAGCAAGGACUGGAAAAGAAGCAUCCGUUAUGCAGGGAGGCCAUUGCAGUGCCUUAUUCAUGAUGGGAUAUUAAAUCCUCAUGCUGCCUCGUGCACUUGUGCUGCUUGUUGCGAUGAUAUGAGCUUGAGUGGUCCCGUAAGGCUCUUUGUGCCUUAUAAAAGACGGAAAAAAGAAAACGAAUUGCCUGCAACUCCAACGAAGAAGGAUUCUCCGAAAAAUAUCACCUUGCUUCCUGCAACUGGUGCUACUACCUUCACCGUGACUCCUUCAGGGCAGAUCACUACCUCAGGCACUCUAACCUUUGACCGUACUUCGACUGUUGAGGCCACAGCAAUUAUCUCCGAAAGUCCAUCCCAGGGUGAUGUUUUUACUGGAGCCACUGGAGUCCUGAUUCUGUUCUGUUUGCUGUUGCUUUCUCACCCAGUAGUACAAGACACAAACAUUCAGCAACCAUGCCGGGUCAGUCAUCCGGAGCCUCACUACCCAAGUUAUCAGGACAAUUGUCAGAUCUCCACUUUCCCAGAAGCAGCACUGCCAACUUCACAUCCCAAAAUUGUAUUGACCUCACUUCCAGCCUUGGCUGUGCCACCCAGUACGCCCACCAAAACAAUAUCUUCUUCCAUGGUGAAUGGACUAGAAAUGACAGAGCAACGAAGUUGGGUAUACCUUGAGGAGAUGGUCAAUUCACUCCUCAGCACAGCUCAGCAGCUGAAGAAUCUCAUUGAACAAGCUAAGCAGGCCAGCUCCUCAUACAGAGAAGCCGUUGUCACUCAAGCAAAAAUUCAAGCAGAUGUGGAGAGGAAAGAGCAAUAUCAGAACCAGUUAUUUCAACAAACAGAAGAUGUAGAUGGAAAAACAGAAAUCAUCAUUAAGCAAUCCUGCGUAAACUGUGGUCGUGACGCUAUGAAUGAAUGCACUGGCUGCCAUAAAGUCAAUUAUUGCUCAACUUUUUGUCAACGGAAGGAUUGGAAAGAUCACCAACAUAUGUGUGGUCAAUCUACUACAGUGACGGUUCAAACAGAAGAGGUUCAUGUUACGGACAAUGUGAUGGAGAAAGUUGCUGUCUGAAAGGCCCUACCUUUCCCAGCUGUGUGUCUGUGUGUGUGUUUGUGCGUGCAUGUAUGUUAACAGACUGGCUGGACCAGCUAUCCUACUGUGAAUUUAUAUAAAUCAAAAGACCAAGCUCAUUCAUCAAGAUCCCAUUUGUGAAAUGGUUUCCAUGUUGCUGGCCAGCAAAAACUCUUCUUUCACCCUGCAGAAACUGAAAAGACAUUGAAAUGAGAAUGUUAAGUGAUUCGACUUAUGUUAAAGCCACUGUGAACCAACUUCACAGGACUGUGUACAGCUUGUUUUCAAAGCUAUUUGGUGGUUUAAAUGUCUGCAUCCUAUAGCCCUGCUGGACGCUGGUUCGUCUUUGAAGUGACUGUUAAAGGUUUUUUAAAGCUGCUGUUAAGAAAUGCUUUCUUUUGAGUGUCCUCCAAAGUAAUUGCGUCAAUUUUGCUCUCCCAUGCUGACCUACCUCUUAUUUUAAAAAAUAUGUAAUAUCCUAAUCUUUCAGUGGAUUUAGUUUACUUUUAAAUAGUGCUUGGUUAUAUUUGGGAUUCUGUUGCUGGCCAUAGAUUUGCCUGUUGUGUUAUUUGGGAAGUUUCACUGUGGAGGACAAAAUUCUGAUAUACUUGAAAUUCUGCAUGGUUAUGAGUCAUGUCGAGCCAAGUACAAUGCAAUUGUGAAACUUCUUGUAAUGUUUGUUCCAAGGGCAAAUACCAAUCUGGAUUAUUUAGGGGUAUCUAAACAGGAGAGUUUGGCUUAGCUACCUCCACCUCUGAUGAGGUACAUCUUACAAGGUACGGCUUACCUUGUAUGUUCACUGCCUUCCUUUCUCCUGGUGGACAGGUGAGAGUGCAUUGUGUGACAUGAGGAUUACCUCCUUGCCAAACCUCUUUUGCAGGCACAGGGCUGAAUAGGGGCACUCCAAGGGAGGGAUAUUAAUUCUGAUCCAGAUAUGCUAGCACAAACAGGCGGCAAGAUGCCUCAGUUUUCCCUGUUACCCCACUUUUUGUGCUCCGGCUACAUGCAGCUGUUCAGAUGGUUUCUACAAGUUCCAUGUUUAACAGUGCGGGCAAUAAUAGUUUUGAUGAAAGCAGCGCUUAAAUAAGAUUCUCCAAGGCUGAAAGAGAAUCAGUACUGGUUUCCCCAGUGGAAACAGGAUCCUUUCACUUCCACCGCACAACGCACAACUGCACUGUACAACACAGAGGAGCCAACGGUCAGUGUUAUGACAUGAGUAACUCCGAUGUGGUUGUGUCUUCUUGUAUUUUUGAUUCUACUAGAUCUUCCUUUAUUCCGUAAAUGAAAUGGUAAAAUGUU
This is a messenger RNA of Sphaerodactylus townsendi, 3100 nucleotides long. It is a transcript of the gene DEAF1, whose product is annotated as DEAF1 transcription factor. Gene Ontology annotation, biological process: regulation of transcription by RNA polymerase II. Gene Ontology annotation, cellular component: nucleus. Lineage: Eukaryota; Metazoa; Chordata; Lepidosauria; Squamata; Sphaerodactylidae. The transcript has 13 exons. The coding region runs from base 2 to 1801 and encodes 599 amino acids. The record is from RefSeq and is a predicted model, not a curated record. Gene Ontology annotation, molecular function: DNA-binding transcription factor activity, RNA polymerase II-specific; DNA binding.